GUCUGUGCUGCUGACACAGCCGGGAUCACGGAGCCAGAGAUUUUCUUGUUCUCUUCUCCCCAGCGCAGCCCGAUGAGCGGCCCCGGAUACAGGCUCCUUCCAGUAUAGCAGCCCCGCAGGCCCAGCCGGACUCUAUGGAAGUGAUGGAAAGUCCCCUAAACCUGGCACAUCAACAAAGCAGAAAAGCAGAUCGGUUUCUGGCAACAGGCAAAUAUGAAGAGGCCAUUGCUUGCCACAAGAAAGCUGCCGCCUAUCUCUCUGAGGCCAAGAAGCUGACACAGUCUGAGCAGGCUCAGCUGUCCCUGGAGCUGCAGCGGGAAAGCCACAUAAAGCACCAGCUGUUGAUCCAAGAGAGAUUGAAGCGAGCGAGAAGGGAAGAGAAGCUCCGAACCCAACAAAAAGCAAUAGUGGCAGAGAGGGAGCUGAGUGCCCACCUCCAGGCCUCCUACCGAUCUGCCGCUGAUAAUGCCGACAGCCAAAAUACACUUGGUUCUGCGGGGCAGAAAUCAGGUUCCAACCCAGGGAAAUACGUGCAGGAUAUCCCCAGCGUGCUGGAUAGAGAGCCAGAUUCCUUAAUGUAUUUGCUGCAGCGCCGGAAGGAGCCCAUGGAGACGUGCAAGGUGUCCAAAGCCCCUAAGGACGACAAGACGAAACUGGAGGAGCAAGCGACCACCAUCAAAGAGUUAAACCAACUGGUGGACACGCUGCUCGCCGAGAAUGAGGCGCUGAGAAAGGAGAACAAGAAGCUGCGGGCGGAAGUGGCCAGGCUGCAGAAGAAUCCAGAAAAGGAUCUGGACAUCGACACCGAUUUCGUGGAGAAGUCGGAACUGUGGAAUUUGCAGCAGCCGACGGGAAGUGCCGCCAACCCCACAUCCGCCUGGCAGAAGUUUGUAGCGCACAGCGGGAAGGGCACGGACAUUCCUAUUCCCAAUCUUCCACCUCUAGACAUUCCUCUGCCAGAGCUUCCCCCUCUAGAGCUCCCGGAAGAUAUACAGUCCCAGCUAAAAGGACUUAUGGAUAGCUAGAGACCGCCUGAAUCAGCCACGUACAAUCUCCAGGAAAGGGAAAUCUAUCAGGGCAGCAAUACUGUAAGGACAGUCGUACUGUGCCAGGAUUCCCUGUAAGAGCAAAUGAACAGGAAACUGGCAGACGCGUCACUGUGAAAUGGUCAAUACAAGUUCUCAUGCUGAACCGA
Messenger RNA from Xenopus tropicalis (tropical clawed frog), 1195 nucleotides. It is a transcript of the gene nrbf2, whose product is annotated as nuclear receptor binding factor 2. The record is from RefSeq and is marked provisional. Gene Ontology annotation, biological process: autophagy. Lineage: Eukaryota; Metazoa; Chordata; Amphibia; Anura; Pipidae.